Penaeus indicus is the source of this 915-nucleotide messenger RNA. RefSeq lists its product as uncharacterized. The record is from RefSeq and is a predicted model, not a curated record. The coding region runs from base 1 to 318 and encodes 105 amino acids. Lineage: Eukaryota; Metazoa; Arthropoda; Malacostraca; Decapoda; Penaeidae. The transcript has 2 exons.
AUGAGCAAGAACAAAAGUAAGAGGCAGAGGAUGAAGGUGAGAGUAAGGAUGAGGGAGAGUGAGGACGAGAGUGAGGACGAGAGUGAGGACGAGAGUGAGAGUGAGAGUGAGAGUGAGAAUGAGAAUGAGAAUGAGAAUGAGAAUGAGAAUGAGAAUGAGAAUGAGAAUGAGAAUGAGAAUGAGAAUGAGAAUGAGAAUGAGAAUGAGAAUGAGAAUGAGAAUGAGAAUGAGAAUGAGAAUGAGAAUGAGAAUGAGAACGAGAGUGAGAGUGAGAGUCAGGGUGAGAGUGAAGAUGAUAGUUUGGGUGUGCAGAUCUGAGCACAAGGGUAUGUGAAAAUCUAAAUUAAAAUAUAAUAGUCAGUGUUUAGUGAAGAAAAGAAUUAAUGAGAACACCAGACUACAAAUGAUGGGUGGGAAGAAAUUGAGGUAUGAUGACUGAAAGGGUGAGAUAUAGGCAAAAACAGAUGGUGUCAGAAUGAUGUAGAUGGCUCUAUUUUCUCACUUUUGAUCAGAGAUGUGGGUUAAUGAUCAAGGAUUUGAGUAGUUAGGUGAGAGCUGGGCAGACAGUAAGGCAGUGAUUGUGGAGGAAGGGACCAUGCCAGCUUAACUAUUCUUAGGUCCACCUGGCAGUGCCCCAAGACUUCCUCCUGAGCUGCCAUUCCUUCCUGGCCAUCAUUUUACUACUGAGAAGUUUUUGUUCAUCUAUGUUGUUCUGGUUUGUACAUCUAUGAUUUUUUUUUUAUCAAGAGGAAAAGCAAGUGAAUGAAUGGACAAAUGGUUGAUUGAAUUAAUUAGAUGCAUGAAUGUGUGACUGAGUGAGUGACCUGUAAGAGAAGGAAGGGCAAGAUUUAUAUUUGUUUAUAGAUGCCAGAAGAAUUUAGGUGUUGUGUGUUUGAAUCUGCUAUAAUUAGUUUA